AUGUUUGGAGAUGAUAAAGCUGCAGAAUUGUAUGAGAAAUUCAAAACAGACUUGUUCAAAGUUUUCAAUGCAUAUGAAUCUCAAAACAGCACUGCAGCUCCUGCUUUCUUUAGCAACUCUGUCGCUCACAUGGAUGUAAGAAGCUCAGGUGCAUCUAGCACAGAUUAUGCUAGUUUUGUGUUGGAAAAUGAUGAAGAUGAUGUUCAGAAAUCUGAGUUAGAGACAUACUUAGGAGAACCAAUUCUUCCUACUCUAACAGCUCAAGAUGAAAUGAACUUUGAUAUAUUGGUUUGGUGGAAGAUGAAUAGCUGUAAGUACCCAACUCUAGCAAACAUAGCAAGAGAUGUGUUGGCUAUGCCAGUGACCAGAACUCUAGCAAACAUAGCAAACAUACCCAACUCUAGCUGUAAGUACCCAACUCAUGCAGGUAAAUCUUCGUUUGAUCGUUUCUUUUCCUUUGCUUAG
Messenger RNA from Papaver somniferum (opium poppy), 465 nucleotides. RefSeq names its product zinc finger BED domain-containing protein RICESLEEPER 1-like. The record is from RefSeq and is a predicted model, not a curated record. The coding region runs from base 1 to 465 and encodes 154 amino acids. The transcript has a single exon. NCBI's taxonomy places the organism in Eukaryota, Viridiplantae, Streptophyta, Magnoliopsida, Ranunculales, Papaveraceae. Gene Ontology annotation, molecular function: protein dimerization activity.